AUGGCAGAUGAGGACCUUAUUUUCCGUAUGGAAGGGAUUGAUAACGCUAGAUCGACUGCAGUGAACUCUGGAAAUUAUCUCGAUGCUGAUAGUGAUGAUGAAGACAAUUAUUUUAUCUGUCCAAUAACUGAUGAUCCAGUUUCUAACAAGUCUGCCAGUAUCAAAGUUGACAAUUAUUAUAGCGACUUAGCAAAAACUGAACAGUACAGUUCAAGCUCUUCUCCUAGAAACUCAUUUAGCUUUAAGGAAACCUGGAAACAUGCUAUUCAGAAGGCUAAGCACAUGCCUGAUCCAUGGGCAGAAUUUCAUCUUGAAGACAUUGAGACAGAGCAAGCCACUCGUUACAGGUACAAUGCAGUUACUGGGGACUGGGUUGAAGAUGAAGUCCUCAUCAAGAUGGCUUCACAACCUUUUGGCCGUGGUGCAAUGCGAGAGUGUUUCAGAACGAAAAAGCUGUCCAACUUCUUACACACGCAGAACUGGAAAGGUGCCUAUAACUAUGUUGCCAAGCAGUACAUAGAGAGUGUGGGCAGGGAUGUGUAUUUUGAGGAUGUCCGACUUCAGAUGGAAGCAAAACUCUGGGGAGAAGAGUACAACCGGCACAAGCCACCAAAACAGGUGGAUAUAGUACAGACCUGUAUUAUCGAAAUGAAGAACAGACCUGGGAAGCCUCUCUUUCAUCUGGAACAUUACAUUGAGGGCAAAUACAUCAAAUACAACUCAAAUUCUGGAUUUGUGCGAGACGACAACAUUCGUCUUACUCCGCAAGCCUUUAGUCACUUCACCUUUGAACGCUCUGGACACCAACUCAUUAUUGUUGAUAUCCAGGGCGUUGGAGAUCUUUACACGGACCCUCAGAUCCAUACAGAGAACGGUACAGAUUUUGGAGAUGGCAACCUAGGUGUUCGAGGUAUGGCCUUGUUCUUUCAUUCUCAUUUCUGCAACAAGAUUUGCAAAAGCAUGGGGCUUGCACCAUUUGAUCUUUCAGCCAAAGAGAAAGAUGCCUUGGAUUGUAAUAAAAAAUUGCUUGAAUCUGCUCAAACAAUUCUCCGUGGCACAGAGGAAAAAUGUGGCAGCAGCCGAGUGAGAACAGUCUCUGGUAGUCGGCCUCCUCUGCUCUUCCGCCUGUCUGAAAACUCUGGAGAUGAAAGCAUGAGCGACGUAGCGUUUGACUCUCUACCCUGCUCUCCUUCUUCAGCAACCCCUCACAGCCAGAAGAUGGACAUGCUUAAUUGGCCUGUAUUCAAUGAAGUAGAUAACUUGGUUCACAAAGACUAUGAUCAGCUUGAUAACCAAAGGGAUUUUGAAAACGGUGGAGACAGUGGAUAUCCCAGUGAAAAAAGAAGUGAGCUAGAAGAUCUGGAACAUAGAGAGAGGGGCCAUUCAAACAACAACCGAAGACAUGAAUCUGAUGAAGACAGCUUGGGAAGCUCUGCAAGGAUCAGUGUGGAGAAAUGGAAUCUCUACAACUCUUCCAGAGUCCACAUCCACAGACCGUCCUGUGUUGCCCAAGAAAUUCAGAGGCUCAAUGCACUAGAACUUGAAAAGAAAAUUGGGAAGUCAGUCCUUGGGAAGGUGCAUUUGGCCAUGGUUCGCUAUCAUGAAGCUGGGCGUUUCUGUGAGAAGGACAAGGAAUGGGAUCAGGAGUCAGCUCUGUUUCACCUGGAGCAUGCUGCAGACUGUGGGGAGCUGGAAGCCAUCGUUGGGUUAGGACUCAUGUGCUCUCAGCUGCCACAUCACAUUCUUUCUGAGGUCACUCUGGAGGACACAAAGGAGAACAGAAAUAAAGGAUUUGAUUACUUGCUGAGAGCAGCAGAAGCUGGAGACCGGCCUUCCAUGAUUCUGGUAGCAAGAGCAUAUGAUACAGGUGUAAAUCUUGGUUCAGACAGAGUACAGGAUUGGAAGGAGGCGUUGUACUGGUACAACGCUGCGCUGAACAUGACCGACUAUGAUGAGGGAGGUGAAUAUGAUGGCACUCAGGAUGAGCCCCGGUAUCUGCUGCUGGCCAGGGAAGCAGAGAUGUUAAUGACGGGAGGGUUCCACCUGAAUAAGGAUCCACAGAGAUCAGGUGAGCUGUACACAGAAGCAGCAGAAGCAGCAAUGGAAGCCAUGAAAGGCAGACUGGCAAAUCAGUACUACGAAAAAGCAGAAGAGGCUUGGGCGAUGAUGGAAGAAUGA
Molecule: messenger RNA, 2178 nt
Organism: Tauraco erythrolophus (red-crested turaco)
Lineage: Eukaryota; Metazoa; Chordata; Aves; Musophagiformes; Musophagidae
Source: RefSeq, a predicted model, not a curated record